Messenger RNA from Danio aesculapii, 2477 nucleotides. RefSeq names its product zinc finger protein 384 b (gene znf384b). Gene Ontology annotation, biological process: regulation of transcription by RNA polymerase II. Gene Ontology annotation, cellular component: nucleus; chromosome. The transcript is spliced from 11 exons. The record is from RefSeq and is a predicted model, not a curated record. Gene Ontology annotation, molecular function: chromatin insulator sequence binding. Lineage: Eukaryota; Metazoa; Chordata; Actinopteri; Cypriniformes; Danionidae. The coding region runs from base 191 to 1720 and encodes 509 amino acids.
CGGGAGGAAGUGCUGUGUAGACAGUUCGGCCAACUCCGUAAGAAAAGAAAAAAAAUAGAAAAAAAACACAAGGGAAGAAAAAAAAACUAAUUGAAAUUCUACAAUCGGGCGGGUUCAGAAAGACUUCACAAACUACCCCGAUCGGAGGAAAUCCCCGGCGGGUGACGCAAAAGUCUUGAGAGCUGGGGUGAUGGAGGACUCGCAUUUCAGCUCUUCAUACUUCUGGUCUCCUGUGCAGGGGCAGAUUGAGAAUGCCGUGUUUCUCAAUAAAGUAAAGGAGCAGCUUGGUCACGACAAAAGCCCCACAUACUCACAUGGCCCCGCCCACUAUCCCCCCACAGCAGUGGUGGCGGUCGCUGGGGGUCCCAUGGAAGCAUCAAGAACACUAAAACAGGAGCAUGUGCAACCAUCCCAUUCCUCACACAGUAUCACAGUUGUGCCGGUACCACCUUCUGGCAUCAUGACGGCAGCGGGUUUGGUCACCCUGGUGUCUCCGGUGUCUUCGGCUCAGUCUCUUAUUCCUGGACACCCGUCCAUGAUAACAGUCCAGACAGACAAGAAAAAUGACUCCUUGCCCUGCUCACCGGUGAUCAUCCCAUUACCCUCUAAACAGGGCAGAAAGAAGAAAGAAACACUCCCGCUAGUUGGCUCUCCUACUGGGACAGAUCCCUUGAUUUUGGGUCUUUCAGGACAGCAUCAUUCUACACACCCUUACAGCCUCUCCCCAGAAGAAGGGCACGCUGGGAAAGAAGGCGGCAAAACAUACAGGUGCCGGAUGUGUGGUUUGACGUUCUGCAGUAAGUCAGACAUGCAGCUGCACUCCAAGUCACACACGGAGGUGAAAGCUCACCAGUGUCCGCACUGCUCCAAAUCCUUCGCUAACACCAGCUACCUGGCCCAGCACAUCCGCAUCCACAGCGGUGCCAAGCCCUACACCUGCUCCUACUGCCAGAAGGCUUUCAGACAGCUCAGUCACUUACAGCAGCACACACGAAACCACACAGAAUCCAAACCUCAUAAGUGUCCUCACUGCACGAAAUCAUUUGCCAACUCAAGCUACCUUGCUCAGCAUGUGCGAAUACACACUGGAGUUAAACCGUACACCUGUAACUACUGCGAGAAGACCUUCAGACAGCUCAGUCACUUACAGCAACACCACAGGAUCCACACAGGAGACAGGCCAUACAAAUGUACACACAUGGGUUGUGAGAAGUCUUUCACUCAGCUUUCUAAUUUGCAGUCCCAUCGGCGUCAGCACAACAAGGACAAACCAUACAAGUGUCACCACUGUAAUCGAGGAUAUGUAGACGCAGCCGGCCUGGAUAUUCAUCUGUCCACUCACACGGUUAAGCAUGCUAAGCUGUACUCCUGUGGUUUAUGCCACCGCACAUAUACCUCGGAGACGUAUCUGAUGAAGCAUAUGCAUAAACACGCUCCGGAUAUGCUUCCAUCUCCACCUGGAUCAAACCAGCAUAGUCACAGUCCCGGACGAGCUGGAGGAAGCGGUUCAGAAGGAGACGGACAGAGCAGAAAUGAAAGGAGUGAUGUUUUCAUCCAACCGGUCGGUGUGCCGUGUGUGUAUGACAUGAACCAGUACAAACCGGUACCUGCAGCAGACGUGCAGUACAAAACUGUCAGCGUGUCUGACAUCUCGCCUCACAAAGACCUCUGCAUCACCGUGGAGGCUUCAGCCAUACAGGCGAACCACCUGAACUCUUGAGGAUCAAACUGUGGAGGUUAGAAAAACUGUUGUAGAUGACGAGAUCCACACAGAGCUGUGGAGAACGAAUUUUCUUAUUCACUUGCGCAUUGUUUGUGUGAAGAAGCAAGAGGAUUUGAAUGAACUCAAAUGAAGGAGGUAGACUUUUGUAUUGUUUUCUUUUCCUUUUUAUUUUUUUGUUACAUUUGUUGCUGUAAUCCUGAUCUUCCUCACAAAAAGCUUCCUUGAAGGCUGUGGCUGUUUCGGUGGGUGUCAUCUUCAUAUCUCCAGUCUGUCCAUGACGUUUCUGCUAGUUUCACCCGUUUAUAUGGUGGAUUUUGUCUGUAGGUGUUGGUACGAUCACUCCAGCAACACCAUUACUAUUGUUACUGUCAACAAGAAUGGUAAUAUUGUGUAUUGCACAGUAGGUUUGGAAAUUGUUUGUCUAUUUUUUUUCCAUUUUAAAAGGGAAGUGUGUUUGCAGUCAAACAAAGCACGUAUAUAUGAUUAUCAGAUAUAUUGUGUGUGAAUGAGUUAAGGAUGACCGCAAACAGGACACAAAUAUAUUAAGAGAUGGAUUUUCUGGAAAACAAAUGAUCAUGUUGUAGUGUUUCCAUCUGCAGAUGACAUGUAAUAUUCUAUUAUUACUGUUUUUACUGAUAUACUAUUUAAAAAAAGAGCAAUUAUGCACCCCAGACAUCAACCUCCAGACAUUACCAAAAUCAGACUACUGUUCAUUAACCUUUUAAAAUGAGAUAUUAAAAAAAUUAUAAUUGUG